Molecule: messenger RNA, 1710 nt
Organism: Aspergillus candidus
Lineage: Eukaryota; Fungi; Ascomycota; Eurotiomycetes; Eurotiales; Aspergillaceae
Product: Leucine Rich Repeat domain protein
Exons: 5
Coding region: 1-1710 (569 amino acids)
Biological process (GO): SCF-dependent proteasomal ubiquitin-dependent protein catabolic process
Cellular component (GO): SCF ubiquitin ligase complex
Molecular function (GO): protein binding
Source: RefSeq, a predicted model, not a curated record
AUGACACGCGUAGGCCCUGUGCGCAGCGAGUCCGACUUUCUGUACCGUCGCGCGCAGACGCUCUGUGGCCAAGGGAAUUUUGCUGGCGCGCUGGAGGCGUUUACAGAGACGUUGAGAUGCCCUGGUGUCGAUCACCUCGACGUGCUGGAUAAACGCUCCGCGAUCUAUGCGAAAACGGGCCAGUACAAUCUCGCCGUCAAGGACGCGCAACGGAUGAUUCGGGAUGACCGACAAGAUGAGCGGGGAUAUCUCCGGUGCGCAAAGGCGCUGGUCAUGGAGGGGAAGCCCGAAAAGGCCCUACAACUCUAUACGUACGCGCUCAAAUACUUGCCCGAGGAUCGUCCAGGCCGCCAGCUUGUAGUGCAACUCCGAGGCCGGAUCCAGUCCAAGCUGAAGACGGUUGAGACUUGUUGCGACCCGAUGACCGUGCUGCCACUGGAAAUCAUUUCCAUGAUCCUAGGCCACUUGACCUUUAGGCAGUUGGUGACGCUCCUCCGCGUGUCGAAGAAAUGGAACCAGUUCCUCUCCUCUUUUCGAGAGCUGUGGAGGCGCAUCGACCUCUCCAGCGUUCGAACUCGCGUUCCCCAUACCUCCGUCAGCGCCUACAUCCGCCGGUCGAAUGCUACUCUGACGUAUGCCAUCAUCAAAAACCUCAACAAUCCGUCGCGACACAAAGUCCUCGAGUACCUAAGCCGAUGUCGGCAGUUGGAAUACCUAGAGAUCUGGACGCCAGUCGAGUGCGGUUUGGCGUAUGACCUGUUGAAAUCCGCCCAGUCGCUCCGGACCUUGAUUCUCUCCGCCGAGAUCACCGUGUCACAGGAGUACAUUGCCAAAUUCCUGACCAGCCUCCCACGCCUAGAACGGUUUGAGAUCCACCGGUCCACCGCCUCGCCCGCAUCUAAAGUCCAAUGGCCGCCCCAUUUGCCCAACCUGCGCAGCAUAUCCCUCGCCUCCGAGGACAAUCCGAGCUUCUCCGCCAACGUCCCGGCCCUCUUUAUACCCCAUCGACAACCAGAGUCUGAUGAACCCGAUAGUGAUCCGAGGGGCCCGGCCGACCCCCCGAUUCCCAACCUCGAAGAACUCCGGCUGCACUCCGGACCGCCCGUCGCGGUGCCGUGUCCGAUGACUUUAGAUCCCAUGGACUUUGUUCGAUUACGGAAGUUGGAUCUGGGUGGAAUGUACAUUGGCCGCAGCGUCGGCUUGCCACCGACACUCGAGUCUUUGCGCGUCCGGGGCGGCAAUGCUCGAGGGACCUUCCCCUUCGCCGACAGGGACGACAUGGAUCUCCCCAACCUACGCACGCUCGUGCUGAGCGACGUGGGAUGGGUCACUGUGGAGACCCUUCACGAGUUCAUGGUGCGCCGGCGCGCUCCGGUCAAAAUCCUCCACGUGGACACGUGCGACCAACUGCGCGGGCCGGCGCUGUCGAGUUUCCUCUGCGAGCAUGGCGAGGGGCUGACGGAGCUGAAUGUGUCGCACCUGUUCGGGAUCAACGACGCGGUCAUGGAGCCCAUCGCGGCGCACCUGCGCCAUCUGGAAGUGGUCAACAUGUCGUACACGGACGUGACCGGGAACACGAUCCGACGAUUUGUGCAGGAGUCGAUCGACACGACGCGGCGGUUGAAGCACGUCAAUGUCAAGGGAUGCGAUUCGGCCUCGUGGGACUCGGUUUACUGGGGGCGCGAACAGGGGGUGCAGAUCGUGAAGUGA